Messenger RNA from Cryptomeria japonica (Japanese cedar), 2984 nucleotides. RefSeq lists its product as uncharacterized. Gene Ontology annotation, cellular component: post-mRNA release spliceosomal complex. The record is from RefSeq and is a predicted model, not a curated record. The transcript is spliced from 10 exons. Gene Ontology annotation, biological process: mRNA splicing, via spliceosome. NCBI's taxonomy places the organism in Eukaryota, Viridiplantae, Streptophyta, Pinopsida, Cupressales, Cupressaceae. The coding region runs from base 418 to 2817 and encodes 799 amino acids.
CGUUAUUUAUAAUUCCCAGGUGAAGCAGCGAGACAAGGUGAGGCUAUUAUUCAGAAUGCAAACAAAAAUAUUUAAGAUUUCAAUUUUCAGCGAUACAGAAAGUCAUUAAGGUUUUGCAGAGGUUAACACGUCCGGCAAAAAAUUGAAGGACAAAAAUUUCGAACCCUAACUGAUUCCAUGCAAACUAUACCUAGAAUCGGUCUAUUUUCGCAGAGUUCUACCCGCAAUUAAUCGGCCAAAGAAAAAAUCGGCAUUUCUGGCGAUUCACGAUUAUUCACGAUUAAUCGCGACUCAAUGCCGACUUUUGCUUUUUUGGUUUAUAUCUCUAAUGUUAUUACCAAAUCCUUGUUCUAAGCACAGAGGGUGUUAAAGUGCCGCGUUAAGCUCAACAUUUUCGUUUUACAAGAACUGUAAAAGAUGUUAAGUGGUGUCAAAUUCUUUUCAAGAGGUAAAGUCAGCCAGGUAGAGCAUGAUUCAGAUUUGGAUUCUUCGACACCCCAAAAAACUAAGAGGCAGCACAAAUCUCGCAGAAAGUACUAUUCUUCAUCUUCUGAUAUCUCAGAACAAACAGAAUACAGGAAGCACAGGAAGAGAAGGUCGAAGAAAAAGGCCAAGUUGGAUUCUUCAUCAUCAUCUGAGAGUGAUUUCUCAGAGGAAGACAAAAAACAUAGGAAGAAAAGGUCUAAGAAGCAGGCCAAGUGGGAUUCUUCAUCAUCAUCUGAGAGUGAUUUGUCUGAGGAGAAACACAGGCAAAGGAAACAUAGAUAUAAAAAUUCUUCAAGGCAAAGGAAGGAAAAACAAGAAGCAAUCUUGUCAGAGGAUAAAGAGAAAACAGGUGCUAUGCGGGAAGAUACAGAAUUAGCUAGAAAAGAGAUGGGGUUGGAGUGGAUGGUCAGACCUUCAGAAAGACCUGACACACAUCAACAACCACAAGAACCAUCUCCAGAACUCCAGGAAGAAGAGGAGCCUAAAUUAAAUCCCAAGGAAUUGAACCCACACCUCAAGGGUGGGAGUUCUGGCCAUCUAGAAGAUGACGAAAAUGCAGCUCAGAAGUUGGGGAAAAGCCAGUUGCCACCUCCCUCAAUUGUUGGUGACGGAGGUGCUAGUUGGCGACUAAAAGCUUUGAAGCGAGCAAAAGAACAGGCAGCUCGAGAAGGGCGGAAGCUUGAUGAGGUUGUAGAAGAGCGUUGGGGUUCUCUUGCUCAAUACACUGCAUCUGUAGCGACUACAAGAGCAGCUUCCGCUCAUUCUCAUUUGCAUGCUAUUAGGGAGAGGAAAGGGGAGUGGCGAGGAGUACAUGCAAGUGUUAACAAGGGAGAUAAUGAUAAGGAUUUAGACAGCGAUGAUCAUAUGAUAAGGAGUAACAAUCGAGACUACUUGAGAGAUGUUUCUCCUCAUAUUUCACGCAUGAAAGCACCCAAAAUACACAAUUCCUUAUCUUGGAGAAGCCAAAAAAAUGCUCAUAUUGUGCGUCCAGAAGAUGCAGAGCUUAUUAGAACAGCAGCAUCUAGUUUAAAUAAAUAUGCUGAUGAUGGCAAUUUCUUCCAGAAAUUUAAUAAACCGCAAACAAAGGAAGUUGAUAAUUCAUCUGUAACCGUGGCUUUUGAGACUGAUAAAGUAUCUGCUGAAGAUUUAAGCACCAAAGGGGAAAAAACUUCGUCAGACUAUGCUUAUCAGCAAGAUGGCAUAGAAAAUGUUCCUCACAAAGCUGAGGCUACUUCUAUUGACCAUGCUGGAAUUGUACAUGGAUUAACUGCAAACCAAUUGGCAGCUAAGGCAAUGCAGCUACGUUUGAAGGGAAAGCAUGCUGAGGCAGACCAACUGUUGAAAGAGUCACAAAACGUUGCAAAGGCAUGCAACUCUACUGAAGAAAAUGCCGUGAAUCGAGUAGAUAAUGGCAGAUCUGAUUUGAAGAAGAUCAGUGCGUGGGCCAAGCAAAGAGCGGAAGACGAUGGAGACUCACAUUUGGCUUCAUUGAUUAUGCGUAACAAACAGUUCAGAAAUGAUUCUCGGGCUGCAGAUGAUGAGUAUGAUUUCGAUAACAUUGCAGGUAGAAAAAAAGAAAAGAAUGCAGUUGUAACACAACAACCAGGCAAGAAAGCAACAGUUAAAAUUCAGAAGCGCAUUUUAACCCAGCAAGAGCGUUGCAAUCUCUGUUUUGAUAAUCCUUCAAGACCAAAGCAUCUAACAAUAUCAAUUGCAAAUUUCACAUACCUAAUGCUUCCUCCAUGGGAACCAGUUGUUCCUGGGCAUUGCUACAUUUUACCAUUACAGCAUGAAGCAUCGACUAGAAAUCUUGAUGACAAUGUGUGGGAAGAGAUUCGCAACUUCAAAAAAUGUCUUCUCAGGAUGUUUGCAGCAGAGGAAAAGGAUGUACUGUUUCUUGAAACUGUGAUGGGUUUGGUGCAGCAACGGCGGCAUUGUGUGGUUGAAUGUAUUCCUGUGCCUAGUGAUAUUGCUAAGGAAGCACCAAAUUACUUUAAGAAGGCAAUUGACGAAGCCGAAGAUGAAUGGAGUCAGCACAAUGCCAAGAAGCUGAUUGAUACUAGUGUCAAGGGUUUGAGAGGUUCCAUUCCAAAAAAUUUCCCUUAUUUUCACGUAGAAUUUGGUCUGCAGAAAGGCUUUGUCCAUGUUAUUGAUGAUGAAAAGAACUUCAAGAGUCAAUUUGGCCUCAAUGUCAUCAGGGGCAUGCUACAACUUCGAGAGGAGGAUAUGUAUCGGCGUAGACAGCAAGAGACUGUUGAAAUGCAACGCAAAGCUGCAUCAGACUUUGCAAGGAGAUGGGAAGCAGUUGAUUGGACAAAGAUGCUGGACUAACUGUGGUUUUAUUUAACAUGAAAAAUUUAAGUGAGAAUUGUAUUAUGCUGUAAUAUUAGUUUAAAAUAAUUUUUAUAAGCUGCCUUUUGUGUAUUUUGAUCCAAUCUGUCAAUUUGCGUGUAGUACAAUUCAGAUUCCUUAGUAAAUUGGACUUUGGUUUGAGGUUC